Molecule: messenger RNA, 1658 nt
Organism: Aspergillus homomorphus CBS 101889
Lineage: Eukaryota; Fungi; Ascomycota; Eurotiomycetes; Eurotiales; Aspergillaceae
Product: serine/threonine-protein phosphatase
Exons: 3
Coding region: 466-1428 (320 amino acids)
Biological process (GO): peptidyl-serine dephosphorylation
Cellular component (GO): FAR/SIP/STRIPAK complex
Molecular function (GO): protein serine/threonine phosphatase activity
Source: RefSeq, a predicted model, not a curated record
UCGGACCAUUCAUUAUCUUCUACCCGGACUUCGUCUGACCAUGGCUAGAUCAAAGUGCGAGUGAGCUGAUCGACCAUCCCUACCAUAUUCCGCCUAUCCGCGUUCAAUCUAGGCCACCACCAAGUGUGACGCGCGCGCGCUCCGUCCCCCUGCUCCUCCUGCGGACUCUGCUGUCGGCCACGAUGCGAGCUACUGCAGGAACCUCCCUCCCAGAUAAACAAAUCCCUUCUCGAAUUGACCUACCCAUCUCUCAGUAUAUGCGCGCUGCGAUUUGUCUUCGUCACUGAAAAAGCUCCCCAUAACCUCUAUACGCCUGCUCCGAGACCGACGAUCCUCAUACCCUCGGUCCUCCCACCAUUUACUUCCAAUCUCACCCUUACUCACCCGCCUUAUAACCAGCCAAAGAAGAGCCCACUCAACCCUCAUAUCGGCCUGACCUACUAGGGGCUAUUGCUGUGUGCGAAAAUGCCUGGAUUACCAGCGAGCAUAGAUCUGGACGAGUGCAUCGAGAGACUCUAUCGCAAAGAGUUGCUGGCGGACUCAGUCAUUGAAGCGAUAUGCGCCAAAGCCAAGGAACUGUUGAUGAAGGAGAGUAAUGUGGUCCACAUUGCGGCUCCAGUCACGGUGGUUGGAGACAUCCACGGACAGUUCUUCGACAUGAUUGAGAUCUUUAAGAUCGGCGGGUUUUGUCCGAAUACGAAUUAUUUGUUUCUAGGCGACUACGUUGAUCGCGGGCUGUUCAGCGUGGAGACGAUCUCGCUCCUGGUGUGCCUGAAGCUGCGGUACCCGCAGCGGGUGCAUCUGAUCCGGGGCAACCACGAAUCGCGCGGGGUGACGCAGUCGUACGGGUUCUACACGGAGUGCGCGCGCAAGUACGGCAACGCGAACGUGUGGCACUACUUCACGGACAUGUUCGACUUCCUGACGCUGAGCGUGGUGAUCAACGACCAGAUUUUCUGCGUGCACGGGGGGCUGUCGCCGUCGAUCCACUCGAUCGACCAGAUCAAGAUCAUCGACCGGUUCCGCGAGAUCCCGCACGAGGGGCCCAUGGCCGACCUGGUCUGGUCCGACCCGGACACCGAGCGCGACGAGUUCUCGCUCUCCCCGCGCGGCGCCGGCUACACCUUCGGCGCCCAGGUCGUCCGCAAGUUCCUCGAGGUCAACAGCAUGUCGCACAUCCUGCGCGCCCACCAGCUCUGCCAGGAGGGCUACCAGGUGCUCUACGAUGACCGCCUCAGCACCGUCUGGAGCGCCCCCAACUACUGCUACCGCUGCGGCAAUCUCGCCAGCGUCCUCGAGGUCAGCGACUCCGGCGAGCGCUACUUCAAUAUCUUCGACGCUGCCCCCGAGAACGAUAUCCAUCGCGGCGAGCAGCAGGCCCAGCAGAAUAAGGACGGCCAGAGCCCUGUGAUUGACUACUUUCUGUGAUACCCAAUCUUUUUUUCUUUGUCUGUGUGUAUGUCUAAGACCAUUUUGUCGUUUUCUGUGGUGGAAAUCUUCUAUUCUAUUCGAUAUUAUUAUUUAUUCUCUUCGAUUGGGCUGUGUCCCCUCCCCCCGUCUUCCCCCACUUCUUCCUAUUUGUUUAUGAUUGUUGGGAGCUUGGUAAAUAACAAACGCAUCUAUAGAUCGCAGUCGGGUGCCAUGUAAGAGGAAGAGAG